GUUUUCUACUAGCACCUAGACCAGAUCAGACCUACCUACCAGUUAGCCUAUGCACUAUGCACUUGGGCAAAAAAUUUCCUUCGAGAGUAAAAUCACCGUUCAAAUGGUAUGACCAUUAGGUGAUUUUUUUUUUUGUGGAAGAGCAAAUGCGAUAUAGUUGAGAUAGUCGGCCGUAAUCUGAAUGACCGCUUUUUUUCUCUUUUUUUAGAAGUGAUAUUAUUACCUUGUCAUCAUCAUUGGUAAUGAAAUGGCGUUAUCAAGCGAGAAACUCUUGCUAUCUUGUAAAAUAACGACAGGCUCAACAAAUAAAAAAGACAUUUUAAUGGCGAUAAAUUUGCGGCAGCAGAUGUGAAGGUUACAUGAAUUGCGGCCAGUGGGGAAAGUUAACGCCUGUCAUGCGUGUAAUAUGAAUAACUACAUUAGAAAACUGCAAUACACAAAUCUAAAAUAAUUUCCCCACUGAAUUUCUUUCUUUCUACCGCCUUUAGAUUCUCCAAGUUGAGAUAUUAAUUAUUGGAAGAGUUUGAGUGAAGCAAAAAAACACCAGAUAACAGUUGCUAAAAAUAUUAUCUACUCACUUGUGCUCGGAUUAGAAUGCUUCCUCGGAAGCCGGCAAAUUCGUAGUUUAGUUUUCAGAAUUUCGUGGGUUUUUUUUUUUGUUAUUGUUGUUGUUGUUGUAAAGCAAUUUUGUUCAUGCCUAUUGUUAUAGAAUUAUGUGAUAGAAUUUUACAAGUGAAGUGAUAUCUGAAAUUGAAAUUUGAAAAAAUCUUCGUUUAUUGCUCCUAUAUAUACAAACGAAUAACUGAAACUCGAUGAAAUGUACGCCAAAUUAAAAAUUCCCAUGCUGCAAAUUUUAAUAUGCGUUGUUAUCGCUGCAGCUGAAGAAAAGGUCCAAAAUAUAUAUAAUUAUGAACCAACACCAAUACCGAUGCCAUCUUUAUACAACGGAUAUCGAAUAAACCCGAUGGCCAGAGCUACACCUACUUCGGCUUUAGAUCAGAAAUUUCAUCCCUUGACGGAAUUAUUCCCAGAUUCGCAAAUAUAUUAUUAUCGUAUGCCAGUUGUUACACCUUACGUGUACGUUUCAGAAUUUGGUAAUUAUGUAGAUAACUCUCAACCUUUUUUAUCUUUUGCACCAUCUUCGAUACCUAUCCAAUUGCCGGUAUCUUUCUUGGCUAACGGAAAACCUACCCGAAUUCAUACUUUCGCUUCUGAUCCUAAGCCUAAACCGGAAGUAAAACCAGUUGAAAAUCAAAAUUCCAAUAUAUUUAAUUUAAAUAAAGGUCCGUAUUUUUUAAACGGUAAACCUAGCGAUCUUUACUUAUUACAAGAUACUUUCAAUCCGUUUAACGGUAAUCCAUUGAAUUCAUUUUAUCCUUGAAUCUGAAAUCUGGAUGCCUAAAAUAUUGAAUGCAUGUUUUGUGGUCUUUCUUAAUUACAUACCUACAUAUUUUCUAGAAUUGUUGAUUUUUUCUCCCUUAUUAAUUGUUAUUGUUUUUUUCCUUUAUUUAUUUGUUUAAUUUAUUUGGUUGUUUAUUUAUUUAUUUAUUUACAUAAUUCAUCUAUUUAUUUUCAUUUACCUCCCUGCAGAUUUUCAUCUAAAUUCAAAUUUAAAAAAAAAACUAAGUACAGCGUUUUUUUUUGUUAAAUUUUGCAACGUACAUUUUACAUUCAAAAAUUGAAAUUUUUUCACAAUUUGGAAAUUUUCAUUUAACCACCUACUAAAGUAGGUACCUAGUUUCAUUCCAGAUAUUUUUCUAAUCACAUAUGUACAUAUGUAGUACCUACCCCAUAUUGAAUAAUUUGCCUGCGUUGAAGUCUAGUGAAUGGUGUAUUUUCUAUUCGAAUGAGUGAAAUUCUUAAACUCGCUGGUCAAUUUUUCUGGCACUUCAAAAUUUUUCAACUGCUUUCUGUUCCUCGACAACUUCUUUGAUAUAAUUGUAUGUAGGUACUCAUAUAAGUAUAAUUCUUAUCCACUUAUUCCUUUGAUGCUAUAAAAUAAUUUAUGAAAAAUUUAAAGAGUA
Molecule: messenger RNA, 2024 nt
Organism: Planococcus citri (citrus mealybug)
Lineage: Eukaryota; Metazoa; Arthropoda; Insecta; Hemiptera; Pseudococcidae
Exons: 2
Coding region: 818-1381 (187 amino acids)
Source: RefSeq, a predicted model, not a curated record